Molecule: messenger RNA, 962 nt
Organism: Culicoides brevitarsis
Lineage: Eukaryota; Metazoa; Arthropoda; Insecta; Diptera; Ceratopogonidae
Product: flavin reductase (NADPH)
Exons: 1
Coding region: 174-779 (201 amino acids)
Molecular function (GO): riboflavin reductase (NADPH) activity; biliverdin reductase [NAD(P)H] activity
Source: RefSeq, a predicted model, not a curated record
CGUGCAAAUACUCGCGUACUGAGCUAAAUCGAGUGUUUAUUCUACUCGGGAGGUGCUUUACUAAUUGAAAUUAUUACACACUGAAUAAUUUAAUUCACACACAGCGAAUUUCAUUCUUGUUUCAAACUCCAAAGGUCAAAGAAUUUUCUCGAAUCACAAAAUUUUCCAAUAAAAUGCAGAAAAUCGCAGUUUUUGGAGGCACAGGCAUGACAGGUCAAUGCGCUGUUCGCCAUGCUCUCGCCCGCAACUUAAAAGUUCGUCUUUUAAUCCGCGACGAAGCAACUGUUCCUGAAGAUUUCAAAGAAAAAGUCGAACUCGUGAAGGGAAACGUCUUGAACUUAUCCGAUUGCAAAGCCACCGUUGCUGGAGUCGAUGCUGUUGUUGUCGUACUUGGCACUCGAAACGACUUGAAAGCAACCACAGACCUUUCGGAAGGCAUGAAAAACAUAAUUGCCGCGAUGAAGGAGGCAAAUUUGAAGAAAGUUUCCGUUUGUUUGUCUGCGUUUUUGUUCUACGAACCGGAAAAGGUCCCAAAAAUCUUCACAGAACUGAAUGCUGACCAUCAACGCGAGUUCGACGCUGUUAAGGCUUCGGAUUUGGACUAUCGUUGUGUGUUGCCGCCUCAUAUUGCGGAUGAACCAUCUGCGGAAUUUGAAGUUAUGCACGACAAAUCGCCCGGAAGAUCAAUUUCCAAACUGGAUUUGGGCAAAUUUUUGGUCGAUUGCUUGGAACAAGAGGAACAUUCGCGAAAAACUAUCGGAUUGGCAACGAAAAAAUAGAAAAUUUAAUUUUUUUAUUAAGUACGGAGGUUAUUUCUUUAUUAAUACAUCUUUGUGGAGCUACUAUCUACUAAAAUUUAAUACGAACUUAAACGUAAGAAAGGACUUUUGAUAAAAUUAAUUCAUUUUGUAAGUAAAUAAUGCACGAAAAUUAAUCAAAUAAACGGAGAUCGAUUAAAAAUA